AUGUCUCACGAGGAAGAUCUUAUCGACUACUCUGAUGAGGAGCUUCAGACCACCACAGCACCAGCCACCACUGCUGCGCCUGCAGCCACCAAUGGCGAUGCCGACAAGCAGGGUGACUUGACUGUAACCGGCGGCCGUCCCGACAAGAAGGGCAGCUACGUCGGUAUCCACUCCACCGGUUUCCGCGACUUCCUGCUGAAGGGUGAACUUCUGCGCGCCAUCACCGACUGCGGCUUCGAACAUCCAUCGGAGGUCCAGCAAGUUUGCAUUCCGACUUCCAUUUUGAACGUCGAUGUUCUUUGCCAGGCCAAGUCCGGUCUCGGUAAGACCGCGGUCUUCGUUCUCACCACCCUUCAUCAAUUGGAGCCCGUUCCUGGCGAGUGCCAGAUCCUGGUUAUGUGCCACACCCGUGAGCUUGCUUAUCAGAUCAAGAACGAGUACGCCCGUUUCUCGAAGUACUUGCCCGACGUUAAGACCGCGGUCUUCUACGGUGGUACCCCGAUCCAGAAGGAUGUCGAAAUCCUGUCCAACAAAGAGACCCACCCCAACAUUGUUGUUGCCACUCCCGGUCGUCUUAACGCGCUGGUCCGUGACAAGAAAUUGUCCCUGCGCAACGUGAAGGCCUUUGUUCUCGACGAGUGUGACAAGAUGCUUGACCAAAUUGACAUGCGCCGUGAUGUCCAGGAAAUUUUCCGUGCAACUCCCGCCGACAAGCAGGUCAUGAUGUUCAGUGCCACCCUCUCCCAGGAGAUUCGUCCCAUCUGCAAGAAGUUCAUGCGCAACCCGCUGGAGGUCUAUGUCGAUGAUGAUACCAAGCUCACCCUCCACGGCUUGCAACAGUACUACAUCAAGCUCGACGAGAAGGAGAAGAACCGCAAGCUGAAUGAGCUUUUGGACAACCUCGAGUUCAAUCAGGUCAUCAUCUUCGUCAAGAGCACCCAACGUGCCAACGAGCUAGACAAGCUGUUGCGCGAGUGCAACUUCCCCAGUAUCGCAGUUCACUCUGGUGUCAGCCAGGAGGAGCGUAUCAAGCGCUACAAGGAGUUCAAGGAGUUCAACAAGCGCAUCUGUGUUGCCACUGAUGUCUUCGGCCGUGGUAUUGAUAUCGAGCGCAUCAACCUCGCCAUCAACUACGAUCUCCCUGCCGACGCUGACUCUUACCUGCACCGUGUUGGUCGUGCCGGUCGUUUCGGUACCAAGGGUCUUUCUAUCUCCUUCGUCAGCAACGAGGAUGACGAGAAGGUCCUCAAGGAGAUUGAGAAGCGCUUUGAGGUUGCCCUCCCUGAGUACCCCGAGGCUGGUGUUGACUCCACCACCUACAUGGCUUAGGCAUGUCUAGGUGUAAAACUUUGUUGAUUUGAAAUUUCUUUUCCUCUUUUCAAUUGUUAUGGCGCACUAGCUCG
This is a messenger RNA of Penicillium hordei, 1403 nucleotides long. RefSeq names its product ATP-dependent RNA helicase SUB2. Gene Ontology annotation, molecular function: RNA helicase activity; RNA binding; ATP binding. The transcript is spliced from 5 exons. The record is from RefSeq and is a predicted model, not a curated record. Lineage: Eukaryota; Fungi; Ascomycota; Eurotiomycetes; Eurotiales; Aspergillaceae. Gene Ontology annotation, biological process: mRNA splicing, via spliceosome; mRNA export from nucleus. Bases 1 to 1329 code for a protein of 442 amino acids.